UUUGAGAAGAGGCAAAUAAGAUUGGGUUGGAUAAGAAGAAGAAAAAAGAAAAGAAAGAACAAUGGCGGGUUCUGCAGUAUCACUUGGAAACACCUUCGUCUUCGCUUCUAUGCGCUCAAUUUCAUCAACCAACACUCACAAACCCUCUUCAUUCUCACCCCAAUUAGGGUUCUUGAAUUCUCAGUUAAGCGGUCUCAAAAUCUCGUCUCAGACUUCGCUUAAAUUGCCCACACCAAUUGUUGCUUCUCCCUUUCAACCAAUUGUUGCUAAGAGGGUGUGUCCCUUCACCGGAAAGAAAUCAAACAGGGCCAACAAAGUAUCCUUUUCAAACCAUAAGACAAAGAAAUUGCAGUUUGUAAACCUCCAGUACAAGCGAGUUUGGUGGGAAGCUGGGAAGCGCUUUGUAAAGCUUCGUUUGUCAACUAAGGCGUUGAAAACCAUAGAGAAGAAUGGACUUGAUGCAGUUGCAAAAAAGGCUGGAAUUGAUCUCAGUAAGAAAUGAGAGAACAAGAUUAUGAUUGUAAUUGAGUAAAAGGAUGGAUCCAUGUUCAUUAAUUUUUGUUGUAGAAUUUAUUUUCUUUCUGUAUUAUUUUUAGGGACUGGGGUUGAUUCUGGCUAUGGUCAAAAGCAACUUGAGUUAUGUAAACAAAUAUGAAGUUUGUGAGUUUACUAUGUCAUGAAUCUUACAAAUGGAAAUCUCUUUGAUCAUCCCCU
Molecule: messenger RNA, 714 nt
Organism: Medicago truncatula (barrel medic)
Lineage: Eukaryota; Viridiplantae; Streptophyta; Magnoliopsida; Fabales; Fabaceae
Product: 50S ribosomal protein L28, chloroplastic
Exons: 3
Coding region: 62-502 (146 amino acids)
Biological process (GO): translation
Cellular component (GO): ribosome
Molecular function (GO): structural constituent of ribosome
Source: RefSeq, a predicted model, not a curated record